UCGUCACAGCUCUGUUUCCAGGGGAGAUCUAAACAAAACAGGAACAAAAAAACAGUGCAUGUGGACAAGCAGUGAUUUCAGAGGCGGAUUUCACUUGCUGAAGUAGUAGGUGAUAAUUAACGUAGGCAUUCUACGGUCAGAAAUAUUACGCGUUACCAUUUGCAUAUUGUACAAAAAAAUGGAACUUAACGAUUUGCGACGUGUGUCUUCUGUUGGUUACCGGUUACCAGAUCGACCAAUUGGGGGCAUUCCCAAUGCUACCAAACAUUUAGGUUUGGUGCGCAAAGCACCGAAAAACAACAGUAAAGAAGAUGGCCCUUCAGUGGAACAUCCAUCCAAAAGUGACCCUCUUAUACAAGACCAAAUAUGGCGAGAAUGCGUGCAAUCGGAAAUGAGUGCAGUCCGUAAAUGGGAGAAGAAUUGGAGCUUUCUCAAGAACUAUGAUCAAUUGGGGCGGCCGAGGGUAGAGGAGCCUGUCCCCAUUAAUAUGUCUCCGUUCUCGGACAAAGUCCCCCACACCACCAACCGGAUGCUGGGCAGCAGGAUUGACACCCCGCUGGGCCGGGAGGUGAUGAGGCUGGACAGACUGAUGCUCCUGAGCUGCAGCCGUCGGUCCAAACCAGACCCGGAGUUUCUGCCCAGUUAGCUAUACAUUUAACGUUGUUCACAUUAAAUAAACAGCGCUGUAUCACAUCAAAAUAUAACGCUGAAUUAUUUCAUUGCUGCAGCCUAUUUUUGAAUAUGUAAGAAAGAAUCUCAAUAAACUUGAAUAUUGUGGAGAA
Gadus morhua (Atlantic cod) is the source of this 782-nucleotide messenger RNA. RefSeq names its product ciliary microtubule inner protein 5 (gene cimip5). The record is from RefSeq and is a predicted model, not a curated record. Bases 179 to 646 code for a protein of 155 amino acids. The transcript is spliced from 3 exons. Lineage: Eukaryota; Metazoa; Chordata; Actinopteri; Gadiformes; Gadidae.